CUUGAAAUGAAUACUCUACUGAGCAGUGCAGCAAUUCUAUUCAGAAACUCAAAACGCUCGUUGUUGUACGGCUUUAUGGCUGGAACGACGGUUGGCUUAGAGGAGUUAGUGGGAAGUGUGGUAUUUCACUGUCCGUGUGAGGGACAUUUUGCAUAUGGAUUGGCAUUUCUUUGGGUUCCGGCAAUGCUUUUGUUUCUUGCCGGAAUCUUGGUCGAUAGAGAUCUGUGGAAGUUCGCCACAAUCUGUAACAGACGUCGGACGAAAUAUCCGACUUUCCGCUACCUUAAGGCUUUGUUCCUUACACCAUAUGUCUUCAUAAGAGCAUGCAUCGCCCCAGCUGCCUGGCUAGUACUGUCGUUUUUACGGCAACAAUACUACACGUGCGCCUAUUUCGGACCACCUUUAGUUGAUAAAGAUGCCACGAAGUCAAAUACGACUGACCGAUGUCUCCGUUACUUUGAAGCCGGUACCCGCUCGGAGCAACUUGAAGAACGUUACAAGACCCACAGUCAGAUAGCAGGCUGGUCUUUGCUGCUAAUAGUAGUGUCUACUUUGUUCACCUCAAUUUGUAUUCGUCGGUGUCUUAAAAAAGCAAAGCAGCUUGAAAUACCAAGCUUGGAGUAUUACCGCCACAUUGAGGCGAAAGAAGCGCUAGUACGGUUCCAUAUUAAGGCAAAAGAGAUCGCCAAAGAAAGCGCUGAACGAAGCGUAGAAAAGUCAUUCGAGAAGGUUGAGAACAAAGAUUUUGAUGAGCGUAUAAAAGAAGUAUCUCAUGAUGUGUAUUACAGGUACGGAUUGUUCUUUAUUAUUCCAGAGAGUCCUGCUUUUCACACCCCAGAGGGUGUCGCAGAAAAAGCGCCACAGUUUCUCAUGUGUGGAAUCGAUGCCACGGAUAAUCGUCCGAGUUUCUCUAAUGAUCAAAAUUCAGGAAAAAUACUGACUACAUGUGAAUGCCAACACAAACCGAGACAGGCAGUUUCGAAAGUCUCUCUUCAUCGCCAAAACGCUGUGACUGAAACAACUGUAUGAAAGAGAGAAAUUCAGGAAAAAUGAACACUUCAUGUGAAUGCCAAGACAAACCGAGGCAGACAGUUUCGAAAUUCUCUCUUCAUCGCCAAAACGCUGUGAUUGACACAACUGUAUGAAAGAGAAAGUCGUCCUAUGCUAAUUUAAGUAAGGUGACAAAACGUUGCUGAGAACUUUAUUUAUAUUUGGGUGCAGCCAAUUAUCAAUUUGUUAGUUAUAUCAGCCGUGAUCAGGAAACACAACCGUCUAAAAAGUCAGGCUCGCUAGCCAGUGCGUUGUAUAGUAUGAUGUGGUUUUAUCAACUGAGUUGACAAUGUAAAUGGGCCAUCUUAGAGAGUUUCUAAAGCUGAUGUUUCGAGUGUCAGCUCUGACGAAGGGCUAACGCUCGAAACGUCAGGUUUACAAACUCUUCAAGCUGGCCAAUUUACUUUGUCAACUCAGUUGAUGAAACCAAAUUCUCUUGUAUUUCAUUCACCUACGUAUGGAGCACCACAGUUUCUUUAGAAAGUUACCAUUCAUUCAUUCAUAAAGUAUGGCUCGGUUAGGAAAGCACUCGAAUGUUCAUGAUUUAACGUUCAACUGCUGGCAGAGGACUUUUCUCUGUCCCUACGCUUAGUAAAAAUGUAUUUAAGAUCUUUCACUUUUUUCACCCUUUUUAAAAUGUACAUAUUUUUUCUACUGGUAUCAAUAGGUAUUAUAUUCAUAUUACAUUAUAUUCAAUCGGUAUUAUAUUCAGGUCUCGCUUUUUCCUAUCCUCUACAACCAAGCUCACUUUGUACUACACCUUAAUUUAUCCUUAUAUCGUCUAUUGUAACUGUGCCUGGUCGUCCACAUACGUAUCUAACUUAAAUAGAAUUUAUUACUUGCAAAAGCGAGCUGUGCGGACUAUACUAUCACCAACUCAGACUAUCGAGCCCAUUCCGCUCCUUUAUUCUCCAAACUAGGAAUUUUAGAUAUUUUCCAAGUCAAUACGUUUGAAAUCGCCAAAUUCAUGUUUUAUUAUAGAAAUAACUUAUUUCCUCCAUUGCUUCUCAAUCUUUUUGUUACGAAUAGCCAAAUUCACAACUAUGGUACCAGAACAGCCAGUAAUUAUCGAACGCAUUUGUGCCGUACAAAUCUCAAGCAAUUUUACAAUUCUUUACCAAGGUCCUAAAAUUUGGAAUUCUCUUCCUGUUUCAGUCACUCGUUCGUCAAACCUUCUUAGUUUUAAGACGAAAAUGCAAGAGUUUUAACUUAAAUAAUCCUUGAAUUGGCCUAGCCGCACAUUCGCAGCACUUUUUCUUUACUUUAUUUAUUAAUGUAAGUGAGGUGGCUCUCCCAUAAGCCCGGUGGC
Pocillopora verrucosa is the source of this 2359-nucleotide messenger RNA. RefSeq names its product calcium homeostasis modulator protein 5-like. Gene Ontology annotation, cellular component: plasma membrane. Gene Ontology annotation, molecular function: monoatomic cation channel activity. The record is from RefSeq and is a predicted model, not a curated record. NCBI's taxonomy places the organism in Eukaryota, Metazoa, Cnidaria, Anthozoa, Scleractinia, Pocilloporidae.